This is a messenger RNA of Guyanagaster necrorhizus, 612 nucleotides long. RefSeq lists its product as uncharacterized. The transcript has 2 exons. The coding region runs from base 1 to 612 and encodes 203 amino acids. The record is from RefSeq and is a predicted model, not a curated record. NCBI's taxonomy places the organism in Eukaryota, Fungi, Basidiomycota, Agaricomycetes, Agaricales, Physalacriaceae.
AUGGUAGUAUUCUCACGAUACGACGCGCCCUUCUGCGUUUCCCGUACAUUUGCGACCUUAUACUCUAAAUUGCAUCUGCCGAUCCCCGCGACUCCAGAGCAAGGUCAAGAACCACUUUUUCAAUCUCUCUUUACUACAUCUGUGUUUUUUUUAACCUUGAAAUACGUCAACGACGUGAUCCAGUACCCCUUCACCGCAGAGUCAGUGAGAGAUUUCCUCAUCGCAUGCUUGCAGUCUCUUCCUUCAUUCACGUCGGAAAAAGUUCAGAUUCGGCGGUUGAGUCUCAUCGACAUUCUUUCUGCCGUCCCCAGGUUAACGUGCCUCGAGCUCUGGGACCCGGUGACAGGCAGCUUCAUCCCGUAUUGUCUUGUCUCUCAGGUGUUGGCCGCCCAUAUUGGGGCUAAUCCCAUGUUCCUCCCUGACCUUGAGGCAGUCGAGUUCAUUUGGGAGAGGGAGUAUACUGCGCACGAGCUAGAAAGGGCACUGAUGGCAACGGUCGGGACGUGCAGCACGUAUGGGAAGCUGAAAGACGUAGCUAUUGGGAGGCUCAGGAAAUACGAAGAAUUGAGUGUCGAUACAAAUCAUCGUCUGGCGGCUUUGAAGCGGGGUUAG